GUAAAGUAGUAUAUGUUCUUGAAAUAGAAAUUUCCAGUAUCAACUGAUAGCCGCUGCAAGCGAACUAGUGCGCGUACGCUAGAACAUGAUCUAUCGAUUGCAGGUCUGUCUCUUUGUCAUUUCGUAGAAUAUCCAGUCUAAAUAGCACCUCGGUCUGUUAUGCAAAGAAAGUUCUGGUUGUGUCUACAAAUAAGUGAAAAUAAGUGAAUACAAAUGAUAAUCAUGGUUGCGUCGCUGACAAUCAAUUCUUCUUUGAGUUAUUAGCUAACGAUGAGCAAAUUAGAUUCAACACAAGGCGUGGUGAAAAGUGUAAAGUGUGAGGGUGAAACUCCUGAAAAAACGAGCUCUUCUUUUUUUCAAAGACCUCUUUCUGAAGAAACUUCUAUACGGAAACCGCGCCGUUUAUUGUCGAGCAAAACAAAAAUUAAAAAUAUCAAAGUUAUCCCUUCUCGACUGUCCCCCAAUUUUCGAUUAUGGCGUCGUAAAAGGCCUUUAGUUUCUGAUUUAGAAAGUAAAAGAGGGGAUCAAAUUGUGCAUCGAAUAUGUAAUAAUGAUAUUGUCGCAGAUAAUGCUAUAAUUCAUGAAGAAUUUCCCGAAGGCAAAUUAAAUAUACCUGCAUUGAAAAAAAACAGCAUAUUCUCAAGGAAAUUCCCUUUCUAUUCCUUUCGGAGGAAAGAGGACAAAGAUAACGAUAAUGAUAUAAUAACAACGGGUACUAAGACCACCCCAGUGGACGACAGCUAUAAUAUUGAAUCCCGCAACCCCUCUAGCUGCUUGUAUCCUAAGACCAAAGAUAAAGUCCACUCAGUAAAACCCCAAACUCUUCAAAUAAUAAUUUCAGGGCGGAAAAUAGAGUGGAAAAGUCGUUCAUCAGGUGUUUUUUUCAAAAGCCGUUCUACGAAAAAGUGUGGAAGGAUCUAUUUGGCAACUUUUAAAAUUGAACACUUCUCAAAGUGAAGUAGAUAAACUUUUACAAGAGCGAUCGCCUGAUUAUUUAAACCAUCAACAUUGUACCAGCUUAAUCUACACAGUGGCUUCACCAACUUCUUCCCGUGCACUUCCUCCCGAAACUAAAGGCCCUAUUUCUAAGACCUUUCAUACGCCACGGCUGAUUAAACAAGCAUCUAGGGAGGAAUUUCCCGAAGAAGAUAAACCUCCGAUACUGCACUUGAAUACUUGCCAAGAACGAGGGACAAGAUUCAGGAGGCCUAAAUGUGAGGCUGCUCUGCCAACCCAAAAAUCUGUACGAGAUGAACAACUACUCCGGCUAGAGCAAUAUGUGAACAAAUUAUAUCCUCAAACAGUAAUGUGCAUAAGCGACCGGGAAGCAUCUUGUGGUGGCUUGGAUACAGCAGAGCGUCGAGGUUCUUCUGGUUUGCGAGAGUUGAUAGGUGAAAAUAGAGAUUUUUCACUUUGUCUUUCCGCGAAUGGUUUCGAUUCAGAUAGUGACCACAUUAGCGAUGCUGGUAGGCGUCGAAUAAAAUUUGUGGGGCAGCCAACAUUCUAUACAGACGAAGAAAGGGAAAUCUUAGACGGAAAAAGACAAGCCUUCGCAAAUUUUUCCAAGAUCAGUGAAUUAGAAUUAGAUCAAUCAAACGAGACCCAAAUGCCAGCUUUCGGUGAUUUAGUAAUGGGUUUGGAUAAUACGCCGAUAAUGACAACUAGUACAGAGAAACGAGAGCACCUCUACAAAAUUUUAGUUAUUGGCGAAUUAGGGGCUGGCAAAACAUCAUUUAUUAAGCGCUAUGUUCACCAAUUUUUCAGCGCCAACUAUAGAGCAACCAUUGGAGUGGACUUCGCACUGAAGGUUCUACAUUGGGAUCCUAAUACGAUUGUACGUCUUCAGCUAUGGGAUAUAGCAGGUCAAGAGCGAUUUGGAAAUAUGACUCGUGUUUACUAUAAAGAAGCUGUUGGAGCGUUUAUUGUUUUUGAUGUAACACGCAGUGGGACUUUUGACGCUGUUAGUAAAUGGAAGGAAGAUUUGGAUGCAAAAGUGCAAUUACCUGGAGGUGGACCAAUCCCAUGCAUAUUGCUCGCUAAUAAGUGCGAUCAGGAAAAACAGGGCAUCGUAACAAAUAUAGAGAAGAUGGACGAGUAUGUGAAGGUGAAUGGUUUCUCAGGCUGGUUCGAAACUUCAGCUAAGGAGAAUGUGAACAUAGAAGAGUCAGCAAGGGCUUUGGUAAAUCAGAUUUUGCUCAACGACAAACUCAUAACAGUGGCGGACAUUAUGGAUAACGAGAAAUUUGCAUUGGAAAGUACGAGUGGGCAACAAAUAACCACCAUGAAGAAAAAUUGUUCAUGCUGACCUCGUUGCCAAUCGUUGGGAAAUAAUUUUGUCUUCUACAGUUUUUAUAGUUACACCAAAUAAAAUUAUUUCAUUUUAGAUUAUUUAUACGUAUUUUAGAUUCAAUUCAAUGUCAUAUACGAAUAUUAUAGAUGAAGACAUACUAGAAUUAAAAGCCAAAUUGGAUGUUUUGUUA
This is a messenger RNA of Hermetia illucens (black soldier fly), 2480 nucleotides long. It is a transcript of the gene Rab32, whose product is annotated as ras-related protein Rab-38. Gene Ontology annotation, molecular function: GTPase activity; GTP binding. Gene Ontology annotation, biological process: vesicle-mediated transport. Gene Ontology annotation, cellular component: Golgi apparatus; vesicle; trans-Golgi network. Lineage: Eukaryota; Metazoa; Arthropoda; Insecta; Diptera; Stratiomyidae. The record is from RefSeq and is a predicted model, not a curated record. The coding region runs from base 1307 to 2305 and encodes 332 amino acids. The transcript is spliced from 4 exons.